CAACACAAGAAUUGUGCUUCAUUUAGUAUUUGAAACCCAUUUCUUUUCUCUCUGUUCUCCCAAUAGCCAUGACUUACUCAAAGCUACAUGUAUGUGGAGCAAUACUAGCACUCACCAUCUCUCUCUUAAUUGCCUUUAAAAUUUCUAAUUAUAAUUAUCAACCAUCUAAUACUAUUGAUUAUGGAGUUCUUCCCCUUCCGGGAACAGCGAUCGGACCGGAAAGUUUUGCAUUCGACAACCUUGGGCGGGGUCCUUAUACCGGGGUAGGGGACGGUCGAAUCAUUAGAUGGGAGGAAGACGAACAACGUUGGGUAGAUUUUGCAGUUACGUCUCCACACAGAGAAGGUUGUGAGGGUCCACACAUAGAUCCAUAUAGUAUGGAGCAUAUUUGUGGGAGGCCGUUAGGUAUGUGUUUUAGCGAAACAAACGGUGAUUUAUACAUAGCCGAUGCUUACAUGGGACUACUCAAAGUGGGGCCUGACGGAGGUUUAACUAGUACAAUUGCGACACAUGCUGAUGGUAUACCAUUUCGCUUUAUCAAUAGUUUGGAUAUUGAUCCUACAACAUCAGCUGUAUAUUUUACUGAUAGCAGUUCAACGUACCAAAGAAGGAAAUAUGUGUAUGCAAUAUUGAGUGGGGAUAAAACAGGAAGGCUAAUGAGAUAUGACCCUUCAGACAGAAAAGUGAAAGUACUUUUAAACAACCUUUCAUUUCCAAAUGGAGUGGAAUUAAGUAAAAAUGGAAAUUUCAUAUUACUAGCAGAGACUGGAACUUGCAAAAUUCUAAAAUAUUGGAUAAAAACAUCAAAAGCUGGAACCCUAGAAGAUUUUGCACAAUUACCAGGGUUUCCUGAUAACAUAAAAAGAAGCCCUAGAGGAGGAUAUUGGGUUGCUAUUAACUCCAAAAAAGAGAGACUUUUACAAUGGGUUCUUGCAUAUCCAUGGAUAGGAAAUUUCUUGACUAAACUCCCUUUUGAUCUAAACAAAGUUUAUAAAUUUCUAACCACAUAUAGAGGAACUGGCAUGGCAAUUAGGUUGGGUGAAGAUGGUGAGAUAUUACAAGUUUUUGAAGAUUUAAAUAAAUUUAAGUCUUUAAGUGAGGUUUUAGAGAAAGAUGGGAAAUUAUGGAUAGGGUCUAUUAGUUUUUCUUUUAUUGGUUUGUAUGGAAUUUGAAUGUUUAUUUUUUUUGUUGUUUCUUUUGAAAUUAAGAAUCAAUAUAAAUGAAGAUGUUAUUUUAUGA
Messenger RNA from Mercurialis annua (annual mercury), 1239 nucleotides. Its product is annotated as protein STRICTOSIDINE SYNTHASE-LIKE 2-like. NCBI's taxonomy places the organism in Eukaryota, Viridiplantae, Streptophyta, Magnoliopsida, Malpighiales, Euphorbiaceae. The record is from RefSeq and is a predicted model, not a curated record. The transcript has 3 exons. Bases 69 to 1172 code for a protein of 367 amino acids. Gene Ontology annotation, molecular function: strictosidine synthase activity. Gene Ontology annotation, biological process: biosynthetic process.